AUGACUACCAGUGAAUCCUUGAAUAAAAGACGAAAGAAUCUUCUUUCAAACGAAGUUUCAAAUAACAAAGAAAAUAUUCAAUUGAUUUGGCUUGAUGGAAAUAUAAAUGAUUCAGAUGAUUAUCUUCUCACACAAUUAAUGUUAAUUGAACUCAAUUCAGCUGUUCAAUUUUAUUCUCAUUUUGAUCGUUGUCUCGAUUUAAUCAAAUCAAUCAAAAAUGAACAAAUCUCUCUUAUUGUUUCAGGUGAAUGUUUUCUUUAUAAAUUAUUAAAUAAAGCACUUCGAACUGAAGAUAUAGAAUUACUCUCUACUUUUCGAUUCUUUAUUAUUGAUUUAUGUUCAGUUAUUAAACAAGAAAAUCAUCGUUUGAAAAAUAAAGGAACAUUAAUUUUGUAUCGUGGAACACAAAUUCCAAAAGAAGAAUUGGAAAAAAUAAAAGAAAAUAUUGAUAAAACUAUUUCAACAAAUGGAUUUUUAUCAACAUCACGAAAUAUUAAUGUAUCACUUCGAUUUAUUCAUAAUAAUCCUCCAUUAAAUGAUUUUACAUCGGUUUUAUUUGAAAUUAAAGCAAAUCCAUUACUGAAAACAGUAAUUUUUGCUGAUGUUGGAAAUAAAUUUGUUGUAUAUUUAAUCAAUAUUACGCAAAAUAAAAUAAGAAACUAG
Messenger RNA from Adineta steineri, 663 nucleotides. The record is from the annotation of a GenBank genome assembly. NCBI's taxonomy places the organism in Eukaryota, Metazoa, Rotifera, Eurotatoria, Adinetida, Adinetidae.